ACCGCACAAAUACAAUGAUCUCAGAAACUGGGAACGACAAUCCGAAGGCCGACUAUCUCCGAUCCCAAGCGAGCUACUGCCCAGACUCCCCCGUCUCCUCUUCUCCGGAUUCUGGGCAGCUGAGCAGGAGGCGGGACACCCAGACCACCAGCGGCAGCAUCAUCCCGGAGGAGAGCGGCAGCAUCCAGCCCCUGGUCUCCUCCUCAGCCGCGGCCGCCGCCUGCAUCAUGACAUCGGGGGAGUUCAUCCAGAGCGCUCCGCUGCUGGCGCACAAAUCCAAGCGGAGUGUGCUCUACAAGGCUCUCUGCUUCCUCCUCCUCAUCUUCCAGGGCGGCAUUCUGGACUUCUACCUCAUCAUCUUCACCGACCUGUACUGGUGCUCCUGGAUAGCCACGGACCUGGUGGUGAUCUCGGGCUGGGGGAUUUUCUUCAUGAAGAACGCGCGGAGCAAGAGGGAGCGGGCCUGCGGCUUCCACCAGAAGAGCUCCAUCUUCGGCUGCAACCUCGGGGAGUUCACCUACGCCUACCUGGCCUGGCUCAUCUAUGUCAUCGCCUGUACUCCGAAGGUGGUGCUCAUCCUGGAGACCUCCAUCCUGGACCUGAUCGCGCUCAAGGUCCCGUGCGGAGUGACCGGCUUCAAGAUCAUCAUGCUGCUGUCCGCGCCGCUGCUCUUCUGCCUCAUCAACUCCAUCAUCGAGGACCUGAACGGUGCGACGCGGCACCGCUCCCAGAGCUGCUUCAUGAGCACCUGCCUGGACCUGCUGGACAGCUUCACGCUGGUAGAGAUGCUGCUCCGGAACGAGAUCCCCGUCGUCUACUUGAAGUAUACCGUGAUCUCGGUGUAUUUCGUUGCCCUGGCCGUGCCGGUGAUCUGGCUCUACGAGCUGACGGCGUCCGAGCUGCGCUGCCGGUGGCUGUGGGCCCGCUUCUCCACCGGCCUGGUGGUCAACGCACCCCUGCUGGUGGUCAGGUGCUUCCAGGUCUACGUCUACAAGAUGCCGGUGUCGGUGUUCAUGUUCAAAAACAUCUUCUUCCUGGUGUGUAAGCUCCUGGAGCUGGUGGAGCAGUGCGCGGCGGUGCAGGGGGUCCGGAGGCUGGCCGGCGGUAGCAACCCGGCCCAGUUCUCCCACUGCGUGUCCGAGAACGACAUGUGUCCGCACGGGUACGUCAACACCCUGGCCGUCACCCAGUCUUAAGAGCCCGGGCUGAGGGCCCAGGGUGCUCGAGAGCCGUCUGCCUGUGGCGAAGUCGUGGUGCGUUCCAGACACAGCUGGAAAAUGGAAAAUCCCAGUUAUAUCCGAAUUACAACCAACUAUUGGGAGCAUAAAGACUAGUUUUUUGGUUGAGUAGGCUACUCGUUAAAAUGUACUUGUUCCAAAUAAUUUUUCCACAUUAUCUAAAUCAAAUUAGACCCUUAAUCUUGCAAUAGUGCAUUUAAUUAAGUGCUGGUAAUAUGUCAACUGAAUUACUUUUUAGAGUGUAACUAUGGCUAAAUAAUGCUCCAAAGUUGGGCUAAAGUUUGGCAUGGUCGUUUUCAAUUAGAUUCCUUGACCUCUGACCUCAAAAUAUCUGAAUGAAAAUGCGUUCUAAGGGUUUUGCAUGUGGUAUAAAUGUGUUAUUUUCUAUAUACUGGGGUCCAUAAACAUUGGUGGAAUUGCAUAAAAUGGGCAUGAAUGGAAAGCUGACACAUACACAUACCUGCAUAAGUCAGGGCCACUUGUGCAACCCCAGUCAGAAUAGUCUGAAAAUGCCACUAAACAGACACAAAUUAGACCACAGAUAUUUUUGUCCUAGGGUCCUCCAUCUGAUAGGCAUUUUUUUUUUCUUUGAGAGGUUUUAUCACAGAAAGUGUAUGCAACCCAUAACCUAAAUAUGGAACUACAGUAGAAAUAAAUGAUUCCCCUUUUUGCUGCAGAACCCCUGGAACCCUCUCAAGGACACCUGGGGACACCACUUUAAGGAUACAAACUGAAACUCAUUAAACAAAUAGGCUACAAUUAAAUGUGCUGUAACUGCACUGAGGUUAAUAUGAUGUGAUGCAAAAACAAAAAUAUAUAGAUUCAUCAUUAAAGGCUUAAACCGUUUCUAAAGCAGUGUGACUGUGUAGGUGUUUACAUCGUGUGUUGCUACAUUAGAUUGACGUCAGAUAACUGCAUCUCUGAUAGCUUUGAGCUCACUAACCCCUCUAAGCUUUAUAUUUCUUACUUUCGGGGCCAAUGGCAUUUUAUAUAACUGGAGAAUUUCACAUUUUUGGACAUGUCUGGAACGCAUCAUGGGUAUCAGCCUUACAACGCUCCUUCUUCAGACCAGUCUACAGGUGCUACAGUCAAACCCAAUACCUGCAAUAGCCCAAAACACAUGGAGAACCAACACAGGACCUUGUGGAGUUGUGUGUGUGUUCAGUCUGUGAGUGUAUUCACCACACUUGGUUGGGAGACAGAGAGACCAGACUGUGUGUUAUGUUGGGACGCAAAGUGCAAUUUGAAGAAUCCUCUAAUCUGACUCAGAGCUCCAUCCUUGUACAUCAGUGUUUUCUAUUGAUGCCAGUGUCGUAUGCGGGUCCAUGCUGGUUCUAACACUGAGAGUAGAGUAGACAGGGGUGUGUACGUUAAUGCCAUGAAUCCAACAGUGCCAUGACAAACAGGUUUUCUACAGCCUUUUUCAAAUAGAACCCUGGACAACAGGAGCUUCUGUUGGUCGCUGGCUGUGCCACUGUUUUACUACUUCUGUCACUUUUUGGAUCUCGAGUCCUCAAAGAUCACUGGCUACUGGUCACUCUUACAUCUGUUUUUAAGCGUCUCUGGGUCACCCAAGGGCCCAGCUCUCAAUUUUUCCAAAAAACACCCAUUUAUUCAUUCACCUGCCUGCAGUAUUUCUUCUUUGCUAAAAAGGUCACAUGCACCAAGUAUACAGAAGAUCAGAGCAGACUCUGAAAAAGGUAGUUUUCAACACACCUGUGAGUCAAGUGUGAGACUGUAGGUAUUUUGGUUUCUUUCUUAGUACUUUAUAACAAAUUGAAUCCCAUUUCUCUUGAGAAAAUCAAUUUAAAACCUCUUUUCGCUAUGUCAUGACAAAAUAAGUAAUGGCAGUCUCUUACCAAGCCAAAUCAAUUAUGAGAUAGGAAGUCCAAGUCACAACCUUGACCUGAAAGUCAUAACUUUUACAUAAAGCUGCACUAAUCAAUAUUUUUAUAUUAAGAAUAGAUCAGAUGGCUAUGUGUAAUCUAAUGUUUCUGAUCUGGAGGAACCCACAAAGACUCCAACUCUGCAGUUCCUCUCACCUCUACCAGGAUCUUUAGCUUCUUUUAGCCCACAACUCCAAAUGACUGAUGCUCUUUCUGCUGAAUGUGUAACCACAUUCACAAUACCUAGUCCCUCCAAGAUUUCGUGGGCUUUUUGGGGGAUUGUUUCGGCCUCAAAUGCCUGAUUUUAUGGCAGCUUUUCUAAAGAUUGUGAUGGAUGUUGUUUUUAAGCAUUUCUUUUUUAGAUAAAUCAUUAAAAUCAAAGGCAUCUUGUUCUUGAGAAUGAGUGAGAAUAAAAGUAGUUUGGUGACAUAUGGCUCAACGUUUUGGGACUGCUAUGAAACUCAAGGGAAACUACAAUGAUGGGUCAAAUUUGCCAAUAAGUUGUGGUGAUUGGACAAAACUUUGCACAAAAUUCACAGGGAUUGGUUGAAUUUGUGUUAAUUGUUUCUAUCACAGCAUAACAUAAUAAUGAGCUCCUCUCUUCCUCUCUCUCUCUUUCUGCACUCAUUCAUGUCCCAUUAAUGCAUGUUACUAACUUCACUUCUUCCCCGGAGUUCUUGUGCUUUCUCGUCUCGCAGGUUCUUGUCGAUCCUGGUGGAGCCUCCUGCCAUGGUCCUGCUAGAUUGCCAUUGCCAAUACUGUUGUUGCUGUGCACCUGUCUGUCUCUCUCUCUCUCUCUCUCUCUCUCUCUCUCUCUCUCUCUCUCACCCCAACUGGUCGAGACAGACGACCACCCACCUAGAGCCGGAGGAUCUGUCCUAGGUUUCUGCCUUUUAACAGGCAGUUUUUCCUUGCCCUUGUCGCCAAGUGCUUGCUCAUGGUGGUACUGUUGGGUCUCUGUAAUUAAUGUUUUAAAGAGUUCGGUCUAGACCUGCUCUAUUUGAAAAGUGUCCUGAGAUAACUUCUGUUAUGAAUUGGCGCUAUACAAAUAAAAUUGAAUUGAAUUGAAUUGGUGGACAGCCAUUUUCAGGUCUCUCCAGAGAUGCUCAAUUGGGUUUAGGUCAGGGCUCUGGCUGGGCCAGUCAAGAAUGGUCACAGAGUUGUUCCGAAGCCACUCCUUUGUUAUUUUAGCUGUGUGCUUAGGGUUAUUGUCUUGUUGGAAGGUGAACCUUCGGCCCAGUCUGAGGUCCUGAGCACUCUGGAAGAGGUUUUCUUCCAGGAUAUCUCUGUACUUGGCCGCAUUCAUCUUUCCUUCAAUUGCAACCAGUUGUCCUGUCCCUGCAGCUGAAAAACAUCCCCAUAACCUGAUGCUGCCACCACCAUGUUUCACUGUUGGGAUUGUAUUGGGCAGGUGAUGAGCAGUGCCUGGUUUUCUCCACACAUACCGCUUAGAAUUAACGCCAAAAA
This is a messenger RNA of Dicentrarchus labrax (European seabass), 4591 nucleotides long. RefSeq names its product transmembrane protein 121B (gene tmem121b). NCBI's taxonomy places the organism in Eukaryota, Metazoa, Chordata, Actinopteri, Moronidae. Bases 15 to 1196 code for a protein of 393 amino acids. The record is from RefSeq and is a predicted model, not a curated record. The transcript is spliced from 3 exons.